CCUUUAGUUGACGUAUGGAUAACCUAGAUGGUCCAAAACAAAUAGCAAAUUCGAGGAAGAAAUAGAAAUUUAAUUGAAAUUAGAUUAUUUCAAUUGAAAUUAUAGGACAAAAUGGCCGAUCAAGAAGUUCUUAAAGUCUUCAAAAAUGUCCUGUUCUAUAUCAGUUUUAUUUUAAUAGCUCCAAUAUCUACUUUCUUUGGGUCUAAGUCUAUAAUAUUUCAAGGUAUAUUUGGAGUGGACUCUGUUGCCAGUAAUAUAUGGUCUGCUGUGUUUGCUGUAGUAGUGUUACAUUUGGCACUUGGGAUGUAUAUUUAUCGGGCAUACUUUGACAGUGAGCCACCUAAGCCUGAUGUUAAAAUCGACUAAUAUAUUUGUCAGAUUUUUACAUAUUUUGAGGUGUUCAUUUGGAAUUAUUUCAAAAUGUGAUGAUAAUUUUAUGUAGUCUUUAAGUGCAACUGUAAUAUUUUGUAUGUUUGAAAAUAAUAAGUCCAACAUUUCAAUGAAA
Molecule: messenger RNA, 505 nt
Organism: Coccinella septempunctata (seven-spotted ladybird)
Lineage: Eukaryota; Metazoa; Arthropoda; Insecta; Coleoptera; Coccinellidae
Product: vacuolar ATPase assembly integral membrane protein VMA21 homolog
Exons: 2
Coding region: 112-366 (84 amino acids)
Biological process (GO): vacuolar proton-transporting V-type ATPase complex assembly
Cellular component (GO): endoplasmic reticulum membrane
Source: RefSeq, a predicted model, not a curated record